Messenger RNA from Astyanax mexicanus (Mexican tetra), 2001 nucleotides. It is a transcript of the gene junbb, whose product is annotated as JunB proto-oncogene, AP-1 transcription factor subunit b. Bases 421 to 1482 code for a protein of 353 amino acids. The transcript has a single exon. Gene Ontology annotation, molecular function: transcription factor binding; DNA-binding transcription factor activity, RNA polymerase II-specific; RNA polymerase II cis-regulatory region sequence-specific DNA binding. The record is from RefSeq and is a predicted model, not a curated record. Gene Ontology annotation, biological process: regulation of cell population proliferation; regulation of transcription by RNA polymerase II; regulation of cell cycle. Lineage: Eukaryota; Metazoa; Chordata; Actinopteri; Characiformes; Acestrorhamphidae. Gene Ontology annotation, cellular component: transcription regulator complex.
AAUGGGAAUGUGGCGGCCAGGAUACGAAUCCAUACAACAAUCACAACGCCGGUGAGAAAGUGUGAAGUCUCAGGCUAGCUGGUUUUACUCGCCUGAGUGACUUUAUAUCACUUUAUCUCACAUCUCUUUUGCACUAUUUUGAACGGUUUCUAACAGGAAAAGGAUUUUUGGAAAGGCGUUUUGGACAUUGUUUCAUUUUGAAACAUCUACCUACAUCUGCUGUGCUUCUUUUUUGUGAUUUUGGGACAUUUCUACUUUGACAGCUGCUGAAGGACCACAAACUUAAUUUCUAAGGACAUUUUAAUCCUCGAUUGCUGUCAGGACCGUUUCUGACUGCACAUCUGAACCCAAAGACUCAACAGUAAGCAGUUAAACAAGAAGAGAAGCCGCAGCAGCAGCACCUUUUACUGUUUAUUACGAAUGUCCACAAAAAUGGAGCAGCCGUUCUACCACGACGACUCCUUCCUGCUGGGCUACGGCCACUCGGACGCGGCGCUGCACGACUACAAGCUCCAGAAGCAAGCGAUGAACCUGAACUUGGCCGAGCCGUACCGGAGCCUCAAGUCCGAGCAGUACGCGGCGGCCAGCGUGAACUCAGACGCCGCCUCCCUCAAGCUCGCAUCGCCCGAGCUGGAGCGGCUCAUCAUCCAGAACAGCAACGGCGUGAUCACCAGCCCGACACCGGGCCAGUACCUCUACGGCCGGGGCAUCACAGACGAGCAGGAGGGCUUCGCGGAGGGAUUCGUGAAGGCGUUGGACGAGCUGCACAAGAUGCACCAGCAACCCCCGCCCAACGUGUCGAUUGGUGCCGGGGGCGUGACGACAUGCUCCGCAGCCGCGGCGGCUGCUGCCUCCGUCUUCGGCUCCUCCCUGCAGCCCGAGCCGCCUAUCUACACCACGCUGAACGCGUACUGCCCCACGCCUAGCCUCUCCACCCCCUCCUCCGCCUCUUCCUCCGCCUCCUCUGCGUAUCCCUCCGCCACCAUCAGCUACCUACCGCCACACAUCCAGCAACAGCACCAUCCCCACCACCACCACCAGCAGCAGCAGCAACAGCAGCACCCAGCGGAAACGACGUCAGCGCACUCCUUCCAGAACCUUCUCUCGGGGGCCACGGGAGUCCACCCGCACCGCUACUCGGCUCUGAAGGAGGAACCUCAGACCGUCCCGGAGAUGCACGCUACCAGCAGCGAGCACAGCUCGCCGCCCAUGUCGCCCAUUGACCUGGAGAGCCAGGAGCGGAUCAAGGCGGAGCGGAAGCGUCUCAGGAACCGCCUGGCAGCCACCAAGUGCCGGCGGCGAAAGCUGGAGCGCAUCGCGCGCCUGGAGGACCGAGUCAAGGUUCUCAAGUCGGACAACGCGGGGCUGUCGAGCACGGCGUCCGUGCUCCGCGAGCAGGUGGCCCAGCUCAAGCAGAAGGUGCUCAGACACGUCAGCAGCGGCUGCCAGCUCAUGGUGACCAGCAAGAUGGAAGCGUUUUAAGAACUGAAAAACACUGAAGAACACAAUAUGACCAAUGGACACCACACAAAACACUGGACAGUCGAUGUUUGUGUUAUCUCCAAUGGCACUGGGACGAUUAAACAUGUAUUCUACUGACGUGCAGGAACUUCUUUAAUAAGUGAAAUGGUACUUCCUGUUGCUAGGAGCCGUAAAACACAGAUCGGAGAAACACAAACAAACGCAAACAGCGAACUACACAACCUACAGCUCAGAGGCAGAGAAACACAGCUGUCUGGAGGCAGUGUGAACAGGCCAGUAGCCUACUCCAUGUCAGUAACACACUUUCUGUUGUUAAAGGGAGAUGUUUGGGGUGUUCGUAGCCUUUUUAUGUAAAUGCAUCUUAUUAUUGUCAUGCAAUACAGCAUUUCUUUUAAAUGUGUAAAUUAUUUUUAUUUGCGUGUCAGUCGGGUUGAUCCUGACUCAAUGUUAACAAAUGUCACAUGUUUACACUUUUUUAUUUGUGCGCUGUUCUAUUUAAGUAAAAAAAGUCAAAUAUAA